ACUCUCGGUGUUUUGGACAAACUAAACUUGUUGCCGACUACUGUGCUCGUUGCGAUUUGCAAGUUGCAUGCCUGUCGGCCUCUCCUCGCUGCCACUACCAGCUAGCUCUCGCAUUAUAAACAACAUACAGCCGCUGCAUGGCUCGGCGCCACCACCAUCACCCACCCAAAGGCCAAAGUCACCAGCCAACCAGCACUCGCUCAUCACCUCGAUCUAUUCAAGCAGCCAAGCACGGCAGAGAUGAGGCGUUGCGGCGGUCCCUCUUCGCCCGCUCCCGCUCCGGCCCUGCUGCUGCUCCUCCUCAUCUGCUUCUUCCACUGCGCGGCGGCGGCGGCUCGCCCCCUGCCGGCUGCUGCUGUUCCUCUGCAGGUUCACCAAGAGAAUGGAGUCAGGGUGGCUGCAGAUGAUGAGCCGGCGGUGCUUCAGAAAGGCGCCGCGGGGAGCGGCGAUGGGCUCUCACUUUCGGUCUCUGGGGUGACGGGAGCGGAGGAGGAUCCGGCGGCGGAGUGCGAGGAGGGGAACGAUGGGUGCCUGCAGAGGCGGCUGCUCCGGGACGCGCACCUCGACUACAUCUACACCCAGCACAAGGGCAAGCCGUGAACAGACGACGACCUGCAGUUAAAGAUCCUCAGCUCGGUUUGGUUCUUGGUUGGGAGAAGUAGGCACACGGAAUCUCAUCUAGUACAUCCACCUUCUGUUACCUUAUAAUUUUCUGCCACUAAUCAGUAUCGGUGAUCCAUCUAGAAUUAGAAUAUGCGUGUCACCUUCUCGUUUGUACAUCUUUCUUAGUCAUGUAUACUACUACAUGCUUGGUUACCACCAUUUUCUUCAAGGUUUUUUUUGCCAUCACA
Molecule: messenger RNA, 851 nt
Organism: Panicum hallii
Lineage: Eukaryota; Viridiplantae; Streptophyta; Magnoliopsida; Poales; Poaceae
Product: phytosulfokines 2-like
Exons: 2
Coding region: 241-600 (119 amino acids)
Biological process (GO): cell population proliferation
Cellular component (GO): extracellular region
Molecular function (GO): growth factor activity
Source: RefSeq, a predicted model, not a curated record